Molecule: messenger RNA, 441 nt
Organism: Clonostachys rhizophaga
Lineage: Eukaryota; Fungi; Ascomycota; Sordariomycetes; Hypocreales; Bionectriaceae
Source: the annotation of a GenBank genome assembly
AUGACUCUAAAAAAAGGGCCCAGAGACCAAACCGUGCGGCCGCGGACGCUCACCUUGGGUCGAGCUAUGCGUCCGGAUCACCAAAACAACAGACCCAAGGCCAAGGUCAGUGUCAGAAUGGGUAAAACUGGGGAGCGCACAGGCCGUAAGGCUGCUGCUGAGCUUGAGCUGCGACCCCCGACUAUGCUCGGCUCGACAGCGAAAUUGGGUGUGAACUGGCUUGUGGUGUUGAGAGCGCCGUCAGAAGGAGGGCCCGUUAUGGAGACGUCAGACCCCGGACCCUGGCCCCAGAUGCUGACUGAAGCCGACCGUCAGUGGGAGACCGUUCGUGGGCAGCCCUGGCGUCGACAAAUGCUUCAUGGAUGGUGCUGUGAGAGUUUGGAAGACGGGCACAAGAUUCGCGAGAAGGAAAAGGUAUUAUACGGCAAACAAUACUGUUGA